Balaenoptera acutorostrata (minke whale) is the source of this 1124-nucleotide messenger RNA. It is a transcript of the gene SLC25A43, whose product is annotated as solute carrier family 25 member 43. The transcript has 5 exons. NCBI's taxonomy places the organism in Eukaryota, Metazoa, Chordata, Mammalia, Artiodactyla, Balaenopteridae. Gene Ontology annotation, biological process: transmembrane transport. The coding region runs from base 86 to 1111 and encodes 341 amino acids. The record is from RefSeq and is a predicted model, not a curated record.
CCCGCCCCCCGCACCGGAGCCCGGGAGCCCCAGGCCCGAGCCACAAGAUCUGCCGGCCGCCCGGGGCUCGGGCCGGGGAAGCGCGAUGGCGACUUGGCGGCGGGACGGCCGGCUGACGGGCAGCCAACGGCUGCUGUGCGCGGGGCUGGCGGGGGCGCUCAGCCUCAGCCUCACCGCGCCGCUGGAGCUCGCCACCGUGCUGGCCCAGGUCGGCGUCGUGCGCAGCCGCGCCCGGGGGCCGUGGGGCGUGGGGCUCCGCGUCUGGCGGGCCGAGGGGCCCCGCGCCCUGUGGAAGGGGAACGCGGUGGCCUGCCUGCGCCUCUUCCCCUGCAGCGCCGUUCAACUGGCCGCCUACCGCAAGUUUGUUGUGCUGUUCACGGAUGACCUGGGACACAUCUCCCAGUGGAGGUCCAUCAUGGCUGGGAGUCUUGCGGGCAUGGUUUCCACCAUCGUGACAUAUCCUACAGACCUCAUCAAAACCCGGUUAAUUGUGCAGAACAUGCUGGAACCAUCUUACAGGGGGAUCCUCCAUGCUUUUUCUACUAUUUAUCAACAGGAAGGGUUCCUGGCCCUUUAUCGAGGGGUGUCCCUUACUAUUUUAGGUGCUCUCCCUUUCUCUGCUGGCUCCCUUCUAGUUUACAUGAACCUGGAGAAAAUCUGGAAUGGACCCCGAGAUCGGUUAUCUCUCCUCCAGAACUUUGCCAAUGUCUGCCUGGCUGCCGCAGUGACCCAGACACUCUCCUUUCCCUUCGACACGGUGAAGAGAAAGAUGCAGGCUCAGAGCCCCUACCUUCCCCACUGUGGAGGAGUAGAUGUCCAUUUCUCAGGAGCAGUGGACUGCUUCCGGCAGAUAGUGAAAGCCCAAGGGGUCCUGGGGCUCUGGAAUGGAUUGGCAGCCAACUUACUGAAGAUAGUUCCAUAUUUUGGAGUUAUGUUUGGCACCUUUGAGUUCUGCAAGAGAAUCUGUCUUUACCAAAAUGGCUACAUUGUGUCUCCUCUGAGCUAUAAAUUGACCCCAGGGGUGGAUCAGAGUUUGAAGCCCCAGGAAUUACGGGAAUUAAAGAAGUUUUUCAAAACUGGACAACUAAAGUCUAAAAAACCAACUCUUUAAAACUGAAUGGAGC